ACAAAAUCGAUGGCAAUUAGAAAGAUCGGACAAUUACUUGCAAUCAACUUGGAAAAAUUGUAUGUAAAUAAAUAUUUUGAUUAUAAUCAAUAAAUUGUUUUUUUUCGCAUUAAAGUUAUAUCGAUUGGUGGAGUUUAUAUCCAAGAAAAGGACGUUUUAAUCGAAAUUUUUCAAUAUAAAUCGUUUGAUUUAAAUUUGGAUUCAUCUGUUCAAAAUAGUUUUCGUUAUGUUGUAUACUUGAAUGCACAUGAUGAUGUGGUGGAUAAUCGUUUCACCAAUUUGGUAAAACAAUGGUUGAAUGGUCCAAUGAAAAGCAUGUCCAAUUUGUAUGGUCUAUUCUUAGAGAAAGAACUCAAAUUAAAAGAUAAUCAGUAUUUUUUUCCUGAUAUAAUCAUUGAGACAAUGUUCAAGAUAGAAAAUGAAUAUGCGGAAGAGAUUCCUGAGAAAAACUAUGCAUUUGUUUCGAUUAACGAAUUUCAGAUGUAUUAUUUUUUCAUCAGGGUUGCCAAUCAAAACAAUACCAAUAGCUAUUGGAGAGCAUAGUAAGUUUCGAAGACACAAAAAAAAAUUACUUAGAUUUUCAUUACAAAAAAAAUGUCAGUGGUUAUGAAUACGAAAAAAAGACUGGCCAAUGGGAUAAUGGGUUUCAUAUGGAUGGAGAAAAAUUUCAGGUUACAGGUGCAGUCGAACUUGAAUAUAAAACAUUUCUUUACAUAUAUGAUAAUGAAUUUGGCUAUGCAUACGGUUUGGAAAUUCUUGGUGUUUUGCCAUUGAAAAUCGACACAAAAACGGUAUGAUAUAAGUUUGAUUAGAGAUGUCAUGUUUUUUAUCUCAAAUUUGUAGAUUAAUAUUCAACAAAAUAUUUGUGAUUCGGAGCAAUUAUAUAAGCUGGGAUGGGACAAAAUGAAAAAUCGAUUUUUUAUAAUUAUGGUUACUCUGGUAGUUUCAAUAUUGACGAUAACAAGUGUUUUUUAUUGUAAUCGAAAUUCAGCUUUUUUCCGUCAUGGUCUAGCUCAUCAUAUCCAACGGGGAAAUGAAGUAGAUGUGAUACGUUUGAGUGCUGUUUCUGAGCCAAUAGCGGAUGUACCAAGUAAAUACAUUUUCCAACAAAAACUUGGACACAGUUCUAGGUACAUUGACAUGAAACAAAAACAUGAAGAUGAGACGGCUUUAAUUCUGGAAAUCAAACGUUUGGCUAGGCAAAUCAUUGAUGAAAAAUGAGCCAAAAUUUCAAAAAUUGUUUCAAAUUUCGAGCCAUGUGUGUGUGUCUAUGUACUGUUCAAAAUAAACGAUACACAUUGAAAAGAGCGUUUCGUUUUCCGUCUCUUUUAUUUAUUCAUAUAUAUUGUCUAAUUAUCAUCAUAUAUCAUUGUUGUAUCGCUCAUUCGAAUUUGAAGUGAUUAUAAAAAUGAUUCUUAAAAAUCGACCUAAUAAUGUCAAUUACAAUUUAUAUAUACAAUGCUAAUCAUUUGUUUCACAUUAAUCUUAGGAGUACACAAUGUACACCAAAAAGAAAAUUAUUCACCCACCUUAUCUUCUCCAUUAUUAUGGCGUCCAUCGUCACAUGCAGUAGCCCAACAAGUUGUUUUUCACACUAUCAAUUUUACCAUUCAAUCACCAUGUUCAGAAUUUAUUGAAAUUUUAUCAUUCAAGUUUAAAAAUGAAUCAUCGAACAAUGAUAAUCAGUCAAUAAAACAAUAUCAGAUCUGGUGCCAAAACCUAUACAAUCAAUUGAUUAUUGGCCAAAUUCGCGAAAAUUGCCCUUUGGUCGAUAAAAUUCGAAUUCAAAUGCCUGAUAUGAGGGGCAAUAAUAUUUCUAAGCGUUCAUUGCCAGAGAACAUUGUAUCAUUCAAAUGGAUUUCAGUGGUCACCGCUUUGGGCUUCUUCACUAAAGAAUUAUUCUCGAAAUUCGAUACCGAAGCCAGAUUGAAUGAACUUGAAUUAAAUAAUGCUCAACGAAUGCAAUUUUUCGAAUGGUCACAACAAACAUCAAAUGAAAUUCAUCAUGAAAUAUUUCGACAAAUGUUGCUGCUAUCUCAAGAUGUAGAUAAAUUAUCAUACCGAUUGUCGGAACAAAACCUAUUAAAUGUUGCAUCUUCUACUCUUUACAUGUCAAUCAGUUCUAAAUUAUAUCAGGUUGAUUCAUAUUUCAAGAAUUUUUUUGAAUCAUUAAGAAAGAAUAAAAUUUCUAAAGAUUUCGAAUAUCUUUUUCCCAAUUUGACCCUAUGUAAUUCAAAUGAAAAGUGUCCCCGUGAAUAUUGGACUGGUUAUGGUUGUGAAACAUUGGUUUCAAAUGAAAUUGAUGGUAAUAUUGUCAACAUGGUGCUAAAAUUAUCUACCGUUGUCGUGCAUUCAAUUUACAGAAUCGUUGAAGUCGAUCCAUUUGUCAUCAGGAAAUCUCAAGAUGAAACAUCAACUUGUUUUUAUGAAUACAAUGGCCGUCAAUUAUUUUUAUACAAUUCUAAUACUGAUUGCAUCAAAGACAUAGUUAAUCAUAAACUUAAAAAUCCUUCAGCUAUUAUGUUUGCCUAUGAUUUUGAAAAUUCAAAUAUAAUGAAGACACGUUGCUCAAAUUGGCCAGAUUUUUUGGAUGAAUAUUGGCGUCAAUCCUAUUGUAAAAAGACAAAAGAUUUAUUCGCCGAAGAAAUUGUACAAAUAAAAACUGAUAAUAAUUUCAUCUACAUCUAUUGUUUUGCCUAUAAUUUGACCAUUUUUAAUGAUGAAUAUAAAAAUCGGUCUUUCAUAUGUGACAAUAUCAUUUAUCAAUUGAAUCGUAAUACAUCAUUCAUGAUUGGUAACACAUCUUUUAUUGUGCAGCAUAAACAUCAACACGUUUGGUCUUAUUUGGUGCCUAUCAAAUAUGGAACUAUCGAUUCUAGUAAUGAGACUAUUGUUGGUAAAUACCUUCGUGAACAUGGUCAGCAAUUGAUACGAAAACAUCAUGCCCAUUCUGUGUUGUUAGGUCAACGUUUCGAGAAGCUAAAAAACCUACUUGAAUAUGAAAAUAAACUAUUUAAUGAAACGAAAAAUGAUCACUUCAAAUUGAUCAGUUUUCUUCAUGCUCGAGUUGUACCCAUGGUUUUAUUGUUUCUUCUUCUUAUUACUUGGCUAAUAAUGCUUAUCGCUUGUUUUUACUGCAAUUGUUGCUGCUGUUCUUGUUCUAGUUUUUUAUGUUGUUGUAAAAGAAGACAUCGUUCCAAACGCAAUCAACGAAAAUAAAUCAAUUUUGAACAU
Messenger RNA from Dermatophagoides farinae (American house dust mite), 3234 nucleotides. The record is from RefSeq and is a predicted model, not a curated record. Lineage: Eukaryota; Metazoa; Arthropoda; Arachnida; Sarcoptiformes; Pyroglyphidae.